CCCUCAUGGAGUGUGGACAGUUAGUACAUCCGUCCUGAAACAGAAUUUUGCAUUCUCUGACUAGUUAAUACACUAAUAAUCAUAAAAUUUUAGGGUAUUAUACUAGUAUUUUUUCUUAUUCGGGGAGUAUGUGAGGUACCUACAAGAAGUGUCGUCAGCUGAACUCUAUUCAUAUCCCUUAUGAAUAGGGUAUCGUUUAACGCUUGAGAGUGAAUUGUAAAGAAUCUGUACUUGUGCGACAGUGACUCGCCUUUAUAAGAUGGCAGACCAUCAGGUUUUAGUUGCUCUGACUAGGACAAUACUAUGUCUAUCCUGUUUCAUUUAUUUUGGUGCUGGUCAACCACACGAAGCUACCAACCGUUUGUCAGUGGACAUCAAGAAAAACUACAACAAAAUGAUUCGAGGAGUACAAGAUAUGAGAGAGCUUACCCCUCUGUUUUUCUUGUUUAGUCUGAUCCGUAUUGCUGAAUUUGACGAAGUGAACGGAAAAAUCUCAGUGGUUGGAUACUUUACUGUAUAUUGGAGUGAUUACAGGAUGAAAUGGGAACCAAAAGAAUAUAAUGAAACUGAAAAUAUUCUUUUUGCGGAAAAGGAUGUAUGGAGACCCCUAGUUGUCCUAGCUUCACCCCAAGAAGAGUUCAGAAGACUUGGAGAUGAUGACAAUUUCUUUAUAAGGUAUAACUCCGAGGGUCGAGCAGAAUGGUACCCCGGGGACAUCUGGGCAUCAUCAUGUACACCAGAUAUGUACAAAUACCCCUACGAUACGCAGUCUUGUUCGAUAUCCUUCGUCGUUUGGGGCUAUAGCAUACACGAAGUCACUGCGUUUGCUAUAUCUGACAAAAUAAGUUUGCAUGUGUACUCUCCUCAUGGUAUGUGGGAUUUGGUGGACACAUCAGUCAAAUCGGGCUCCGACAGUGUACGGGGACUCACGUUGAUAGAGAUCACUUUAUUCUUGAAGAGGAUUUCCACAUUUCACAUGAUAAAUAUGAUUCUUCCUAUUGUGUUUGUUGGUUUGCUCAACAUCCUUGUCUUUCUUCUUCCUGCUCAGUCCGGAGAAAGGGUCGGGUACUCCAUCACUGUGUUACUCGCCAUUGCAGUCUUUCAAACGAUCGCGUCUGACAAUCUUCCAAGCGUUUCUAAGCCUAAUCUUUCAUUGCUUUGCAUUAAACUGUUAGCAGACCUAAUUCUGAGUGCUUUAGUGAUGACGUUGACGAUAAUAACGUUAUAUUUUUAUCACAUGCCAGAAUCUCGGAAAGUGCCCCCAUGUAUUGCAGCUGUAACAAGAUUUGUAUUGUGUAAAACAUGUUGUAGAAGCAAAGGCAACGACACUACCAAAGACAAAUACGAUGAGUAUAUUAUCAAGAAUGGGAUCGGCAUGACAGAAUCUGUAUCAAAUAGUGAUCACCAGCAGACCGAGGUCACGUGGACAGAUGUCGGUAAAAGCAGUGAUAUUGUCUUUGCUGUGUUUUCUUUGUUGACUUUUAUUGGUUCAAAUAUCGUAUUCUUGGUGUAUGCAGUAUUUUAGCAUAUAUUAUAUAUAUACAUGUAUUACCGGUAUAUGACUACAGUGAUUUUACCAUUCCCGUAUUUUGCUUCCAUUUACAUGUUCAUAUUAUGUCACUUUUGUUCUAAUCUGAUAGUGUCACAUUAAACUGUCCCCAUUAACACAACUGGACACAUAAAUUUGAUAUCUUGCAAAUCUUGUUAUCAAUUAUAUCAAGAAUAUUACUUCCAGUAUGGGAAAACACAUGUCAAUCUUUCGCAUCUCUGAGUGAAAA
Saccostrea cuccullata (small rock oyster) is the source of this 1778-nucleotide messenger RNA. RefSeq names its product acetylcholine receptor subunit beta-type lev-1-like. Gene Ontology annotation, molecular function: transmembrane signaling receptor activity; transmitter-gated monoatomic ion channel activity involved in regulation of postsynaptic membrane potential; excitatory extracellular ligand-gated monoatomic ion channel activity. Gene Ontology annotation, cellular component: plasma membrane; neuron projection; synapse. The coding region runs from base 260 to 1525 and encodes 421 amino acids. The transcript has a single exon. Gene Ontology annotation, biological process: chemical synaptic transmission; monoatomic ion transmembrane transport; signal transduction. NCBI's taxonomy places the organism in Eukaryota, Metazoa, Mollusca, Bivalvia, Ostreida, Ostreidae. The record is from RefSeq and is a predicted model, not a curated record.